AUGGGAAAUGGGAUCUGUCCAACGGAAAGUCGAGUGGCCCUGCAGUGUGAUGGCUGUAGAAGCAUCAGUAGCAGCGGCUCACAACAACGACACACCAGCUCAGUCUUGAAACAGCAGCAAGAUGAAAGAAAAGAAAAGGAGGCAAUGUAUGGUAGGUUUCCACUCCAGCACAGCAAGCUCUGA
Molecule: messenger RNA, 183 nt
Organism: Podarcis lilfordi (Lilford's wall lizard)
Lineage: Eukaryota; Metazoa; Chordata; Lepidosauria; Squamata; Lacertidae
Source: the annotation of a GenBank genome assembly